Messenger RNA from Orycteropus afer afer, 1710 nucleotides. RefSeq names its product endonuclease/exonuclease/phosphatase family domain containing 1 (gene EEPD1). Gene Ontology annotation, biological process: DNA repair. The record is from RefSeq and is a predicted model, not a curated record. Lineage: Eukaryota; Metazoa; Chordata; Mammalia; Tubulidentata; Orycteropodidae. Gene Ontology annotation, cellular component: plasma membrane. Gene Ontology annotation, molecular function: catalytic activity; DNA binding. Bases 1 to 1710 code for a protein of 569 amino acids. The transcript is spliced from 7 exons.
AUGGGGAGCACCCUGGGCUGCCACCGCUCCAUCCCCAGGGAUCCCUCAGACCUCUCCCAUAACCGAAAGUUCAGUGCGGCCUGCAACUUCAGCAACAUCCUGGUGAACCAGGAGCGGCUCAACAUCAACACGGCCACGGAGGAAGAGCUGAUGACCCUGCCUGGGGUGACACGUGUUGUGGCCCGCAGCAUCGUGGAGUACCGAGAGUACAUUGGAGGUUUCAAGAAGGUGGAGGACCUGGCACUGGUGAGUGGUGUGGGCGCCACUAAGCUGGAGCAGGUCAAGUUUGAGAUCUGUGUGAGCAGCAAGGGCAAUUCUGCACAGCAUUCUCCCAGCUCCUUAAGGCGAGACCUCCUGGCUGAGCAGCAGCCUCAUCACCUGGCAACUGCUGUGCCUCUCACCCCACGUGUCAACAUCAACACAGCUACCCCAGCUCAGCUCAUGAGUGUGCGAGGCCUGACAGAGAAAAUGGCCCUCAACAUCGUGGACUACCGCCGGGAUCAUGGGCCGUUUCGCAGUGUGGAGGACCUAGUGAGGAUGGAUGGUAUCAAUGCUGCUUUCCUGGACAAAAUUCGGCACCAGGUGUUUGCUGAGAGGUCCAGGCCCCCAUCCACCCAUACCAAUGGGGGCCUAACCUUCACGGCCAAGCCUCACCCCAGCCCUACCUCUCUGAGUCUGCAGAGUGAGGACCUAGACCUGCCCCCAGGGGGGCCCACACAGAUUAUUUCCACUCGGCCUUCGGUGGAGGCCUUUGGCGGCACGAGGGAUGGGCGGCCUGUGCUGAGGCUGGCCACCUGGAACUUGCAGGGCUGCUCGGUGGAGAAGGCCAACAACCCGGGGGUGCGAGAGGUGGUGUGCAUGACACUCCUGGAAAACAGCAUCAAGCUUCUAGCUGUGCAAGAACUACUUGACAGAGAGGCCUUGGAAAAGUUUUGUAUGGAGCUCAACCAGCCGAUCCUGCCCAACAUCCGCAAGUGGAAGGGGCCCCGGGGAUGCUGGAAGGCCAUCAUCACUGAGAAACCCUCGAGUCAGCUCCAGAAGGGCGUGGGAUACUCGGGUUUCCUGUGGGAUUCUGCAGCUGGGAUAGAGCUGAAAGACAUCCCCUUGCAGGAGAGCACGCCAAGCAACGGGCACGGAAAGGCCAUGCAUCCCAGCCCUUACCUCGCUCACUUCAAGGUGGGAAGUAAUGACUUGACCCUUGUUAACCUUCACCUGGCAGCCCUGACCCUCCUGGGGGCUGAGAAUCUGAGCAAGAAUCCCAGUGAUGGCCUCCGCCUGGCCAGCUUUGCACAGACACUGCAGGAGACCCUGAAAGGAGAAAAAGAUGUGAUUAUUUUAGGGGAUUUUGGUCAAGGGCCAGAUAGCAGUGACUAUGACAUCUUAAGGAAGGAAAAAUUCCACCACUUGAUCCCCGCCCACACCUUCACCAACAUCAGCACCAAGAAUCCUCAAGGCUCCAAGUCUCUGGACAACAUCUGGAUCAGCAAAAGCUUAAAGAAGCUUUUCACAGGUCACUGGGCUGUAGUGAGAGAAGGUCUCACAAACCCAUGGAUUCCAGACAACUGGUCCUGGGGCGGAGUGGCUUCUGAACAUUGCCCCGUGCUAGCCGAAUUUUAUACCGAAAAGGACUGGAACAAGAAGGAGGUCUCUCGGAAUGGCAGCAGCGUCACACUGGAGCGAAGUGAAGCCAACAUUAAGCACGAGCGAUGA